UCAGGCGGAACGGCGAUGCACUGGGCAGCCAGGCGGGGGCAGUGGGGGGCGCUGGAGGCUCUUUUGGCGGGCGGGGCCGACGUGGACCCCGUCGAUGAUGAGGGCAACACGCCUCUCCACGACGCAGCUUCAAACGGGGAGCUUCUCGCGGCGGGCGUCCUGACUGGCUUCGGGGCGUCCACCAGCAAGAAGAAUAAGGGCGGGAAGACUCCGCAGGACCUGUUGGGAAAACCUUCCGCUGAUAGACUCUUCUCCAUGGCGAAGAAAUGUGCUGAGGCCGAGAAGGAAAGGAUGAGGGAGAUGCAGGACAAACUCGAGGAGCAGCAGGAGAUGAAGAAGAGGUACGACUCGAAGGAGGCGGAGGCAGACACUCUGCAGAAGGAAAAUGGAGAGUUGAAGAAGGUGCUUCAGGAGAAGGAAAAGGAAAACAAGGACAAACUCGAGGAGCAGGCGAGGAAGAUGAAGAAGAGGUACGACUCGAAGGAGGCGGAGGCAGCCGCCCUGCAGAAGGAAAACGAAAAGAUUAAGAAAGACCUUCAGGAAAAUGAGAGAGAAAAGAAAUUUCUGAAGGAGAAACUCGAGGAGCAGGGGAAGGAGAUGAGCAAGAGGUACGACUUGAAGGUGGCGGAGGCAGCCAUCCUGCAGAAGGAAAAUGGAGAGUUGAAGAAGGAGCUUCAGGAGAAGGAAAAGGAAAACAAGGAUAAACUCGAGGAGCAGGAGAAGGAGAUGAAGAAGGAAAUCGAAAAGUUGAAGAAAGACCUUCAGGAAAAGGAAAAGGAAAGCAAGGACAAACUCGAGGAGCAGGCGAGGAAGAUGAAGGCAGAAACCAAACAGGUAGAGACCGAGUACGAGGCCCGACUGCGAGACUCGAACAUAGCCUACAACACCAAAGAGGACGAGGCAGCCGACCUGAAGAGGGAGAACAGAGACCUGAUGAUGGAGAUGGGAAGAAAGGAAGAGGAAAUAGCAUCUCUAAAGGAGACGGUGAAGCAAGCGCAAUUGCAUCAGCGAAGGUGUGAGAGUAAGGCGAGGAAGCAUGAGGCCGAGAAGGAAGGUCUCAACGAGCAAAUCGCAGAUCUUCAGGAAUACAUUGCAACUUUACAGGCGGAGAACAAUGAAAGGCUAAAAAGUCUCAAAGCAAAGGAGAAGACGAAGGAGAAAGAGGCAGCCAACGCGAGAGGCGAGCUUGAGAAGAAGCUCAGUAGACGAGACAAGACGAUCGAGGCCCUCAAGAAAAAGCUCAGUGAACAAGAAGAGGCAAGAGAAAUGGACUCGCAACCCGAAGAGGAAGAGAGCGAGUUAAAGCGAAUGAAGAGGCAGUUAGAAAUACAAGAGGAAAAGAUGAAGGGCCUUCUUUCUGCGGUAGAAGAUCUUCGUCUGAGAGAAAUGGAGACCGAGUACGAGGCCCGACUACGGGACACGAACAUAGCCUACAACACCAAAGAGGACGAGGCAGCCGACCUGAAGAGGGAGAACAGAGACCUGAUGAUGAAGAUGGAAAGAAAGGAAGAAGAGAUCGCAUCUCUAAAGGAGACGGUGAAGCAAGCGCAAUUGCAUCAGCAAAGGUGUGAGAGUAAGGCGAGGGAGCAUGAAGCAGAGAAGGAAGGUCUCAACGAGCAGAUCGCAGAUCUUCAGGAAUACAUUGCAACUUUACAGGCGGAGAACAAUGAAAGGCUAAAAAGUCUCAAAGCAAAGGAGAAGACGAAGGAGAAAGAGGCAGCCAAUGCGAGAGGCGAGCUUGAGAAGAAGCUCAGUAGACGAGACAAGACGAUCGAGGUCCUCAAGAAAAAGCUCAGUGAACAAGAAGAGGCAAGAGAAAUGGACUCGCAACCCGAAGAGGAAGAGAGCGAGUUAAAGCGAAUGAAGAGGCAGUUAGAAAUACAAGAGGAAAAGAUGAAGGGCCUUCUUUCUGCGGUGGAAGGUCUUCGUCUGAGAGAAAUGGAGCCGCCACGUGAGCCUGAGCCGACGGCCGCCGGCCAGCCCUCGGUCUCAGGCAGGAGGAGGGGGCCCCGGGGAGCAGCUGGCAGCGAGAAGACUCCGCCAGCAGCUGCCACGGAGGGGGCUAGGGGAGCGGCAGGCGGGAGAGACAAGCCUCGGCAAGCAGCUCCUAGCCUUGCCUCGGCAAGCAGAGGCAAGGCUAGGAGAGCACCAGAGAGCGACGAGCCUGUGCAAGCCGCAGGCAGGGCUGAGCGUCCGGAAGCAGCAGGCAGGAGGGAAGGGGCAGGGCGAAAGGCAGUCAGGAGGGCCAAGUCUAAGGGGGCAGCUGACAGGGACGAGUCGCCACAAGACGAGAGGGACGAGUCGCCACAAGAAGACGACAGCGAAGAGUCAGAGUGAUUUCAUCCAGCUUCGUAAAGAUCGUGUGUAAAAUAGCUUAUAACUAUGUAGGGUAUAUAUCUUUUUCUCUCCAUUUACCACGUGUUUAUACUAUUGAUGGUGACUACAAAAAAAAAAAAAACAAUAAUUAUAGAA
Molecule: messenger RNA, 2472 nt
Organism: Penaeus indicus
Lineage: Eukaryota; Metazoa; Arthropoda; Malacostraca; Decapoda; Penaeidae
Product: golgin subfamily A member 6-like protein 24
Exons: 18
Coding region: 16-2337 (773 amino acids)
Molecular function (GO): protein binding
Source: RefSeq, a predicted model, not a curated record